This is a messenger RNA of Closterium sp. NIES-65, 2205 nucleotides long. NCBI's taxonomy places the organism in Eukaryota, Viridiplantae, Streptophyta, Zygnematophyceae, Desmidiales, Closteriaceae. The record is from the annotation of a GenBank genome assembly.
AUGGCCGAAACUGGGCGGAUGAUUUCGCCCUCAUGCGCUUACGUGAAGGUUGGACUGUGGCUCUCUCAAGCUAAGGUGCGCCAGACAGCACCCGGGCCAGGUGCUGUCUCCUCGUUCCUUCUUUCCCUCCUCCUCUCAUCUCCAUGCUCCCCACCCCCCACUGGGAUCCACGUGCGCCAUGGCGGAGAGCAUGCUGAGGAGGGCCAGCGGCCACACCGCCGGAUGGCAAUUCUGCUCGUCAUCUCUUUCUCUUGUCCCCUGCCCUCGUCCAUGCUCCCCCUCUCUCCCCAGCAGGGGUCCACGUGCGCCAUGGCGGAGAGCAUGCUGAGGGCCAGCGGCCACACCACGGGGCUCUUCACCUCGCCUCACCUCGUGGACGUCCGAGAGCGCUUCCGCCUCAAUGGCUCAAUCGACAUCCGAGAGCACUUCUUGCCUCACCUCGUGGACGUCCGAGAGCACUUCUUGCCUCACCUCGUGGACGUCCGAGAGCACUUCUUGCCUCACCUCGUGGACGUCCGAGAGCACUUCUUGCCUCACCUCGUGGACGUCCGAGAGCACUUCUUGCCUCACCUCGUGGACGUCCGAGAGCACUUCUUGCCUCACCUCGUGGACGUCCGAGAGCACUUCUUGCCUCACCUCGUGGACGUCCGAGAGCACUUCUUGCCUCACCUCGUGGACGUCCGAGAGCACUUCUUGCCUCACCUCGUGGACGUCCGAGAGCACUUCUUGCCUCACCUCGUGGACGUCCGAGAGCACUUCUUGCCUCACCUCGUGGACGUCCGAGAGCACUUCUUGCCUCACCUCGUGGACGUCCGAGAGCACUUCUUGCCUCACCUCGUGGACGUCCGAGAGCACUUCUUGCCUCACCUCGUGGACGUCCGAGAGCACUUCUUGCCUCACCUCGUGGACGUCCGAGAGCACUUCUUGCCUCACCUCGUGGACGUCCGAGAGCACUUCUUGCCUCACCUCGUGGACGUCCGAGAGCACUUCUUGCCUCACCUCGUGGACGUCCGAGAGCACUUCUUGCCUCACCUCGUGGACGUCCGAGAGCACUUCUUGCCUCACCUCGUGGACGUCCGAGAGCACUUCUUGCCUCACCUCGUGGACGUCCGAGAGCACUUCUUGCCUCACCUCGUGGACGUCCGAGAGCACUUCUUGCCUCACCUCGUGGACGUCCGAGAGCACUUCUUGCCUCACCUCGUGGACGUCCGAGAGCACUUCUUGCCUCACCUCGUGGACGUCCGAGAGCACUUCUUGCCUCACCUCGUGGACGUCCGAGAGCACUUCUUGCCUCACCUCGUGGACGUCCGAGAGCACUUCUUGCCUCACCUCGUGGACGUCCGAGAGCACUUCUUGCCUCACCUCGUGGACGUCCGAGAGCACUUCUUGCCUCACCUCGUGGACGUCCGAGAGCACUUCUUGCCUCACCUCGUGGACGUCCGAGAGCACUUCUUGCCUCACCUCGUGGACGUCCGAGAGCACUUCUUGCCUCACCUCGUGGACGUCCGAGAGCACUUCUUGCCUCACCUCGUGGACGUCCGAGAGCACUUCUUGCCUCACCUCGUGGACGUCCGAGAGCACUUCUUGCCUCACCUCGUGGACGUCCGAGAGCACUUCUUGCCUCACCUCGUGGACGUCCGAGAGCACUUCUUGCCUCACCUCGUGGACGUCCGAGAGCACUUCUUGCCUCACCUCGUGGACGUCCGAGAGCACUUCUUGCCUCACCUCGUGGACGUCCGAGAGCACUUCUUGCCUCACCUCGUGGACGUCCGAGAGCACUUCUUGCCUCACCUCGUGGACGUCCGAGAGCACUUCUUGCCUCACCUCGUGGACGUCCGAGAGCACUUCUUGCCUCACCUCGUGGACGUCCGAGAGCGCUUCCGCCUCAACAGAUCAGUGGUGCAGGGUGAGUGGGAGAUGGUGUCAGUGGAUACUUUUCUUCUUUCCCUGCCCGUCCCUGGCCAGGGUGGAGGGGCAGAUGGAGGGGCAGAUGAAGGGGCAGAUGGAGGGGCAGAUGAAGGGGCAGAUGGAGGGGCGGAUAAAGGGGCAGAUGGAGGGGAGGAUGAAGGGGCUGAUGGAGGGGCGGAUGAAGGGACAUAUGGACGAAUAAAUGGUGGGCGAGGAGGCAAGGAGAGGGUGAAGGAAUGGGCACAAGGAGCAGCAAGAGUGGGAUUAGUCGCAGAUACUGCAGCAGCAACAGAAUAA